Molecule: messenger RNA, 1772 nt
Organism: Arabidopsis thaliana (thale cress)
Lineage: Eukaryota; Viridiplantae; Streptophyta; Magnoliopsida; Brassicales; Brassicaceae
Gene: PTI1-4
Product: Protein kinase superfamily protein
Exons: 7
Coding region: 738-1481 (247 amino acids)
Biological process (GO): intracellular signal transduction
Cellular component (GO): cytosol
Molecular function (GO): protein kinase activity; kinase binding; protein serine/threonine kinase activity
Source: RefSeq, marked reviewed
GUAAUUAUUAUAUCAUGUAAGACAAAAACAAAAUGAAAUAAAACGAUGUGGCAAUCUGGUCGUUGGAUUUUGGGUCAUUGUCAAAUAAUCCAACGGUGUUAAUGUCGACACGCUGGCGUUGAAAAUCCAGUCAAACUUGGGAGAGCUAAUCACUCGUACCUAUAAUUUCUCUCUAAUUAAGCUCAAGACAUUGAUUGUCAUUUGUUCUUCUUCACUCUCUCUAAUAAUUCUCCAGAACAUUUUGCACAUUCCGUUUCACUCCGUGUUGUUGGAUCCCCCAAAGAAAAUGAGUUGCUUUGGGUGUUGUGGGGAGGAUGAUGAUAUGCAUAAAACUGCUGAUUAUGGAGGUCGUCAUAACCAAGCCAAACACUUUCCUCCAGGAAAUGAUGCAAGGCACCACCAAGCCUCUGAAACUGCACAGAAGGGUCCUCCAGUUGUGAAGUUGCAGCCUAUUGAAGUACCUAUUAUCCCUUUUAGUGAACUCAAAGAAGCAACUGAUGAUUUUGGAUCGAAUUCUCUCAUCGGUGAAGGCUCUUAUGGAAGAGUAUACUACGGGGUAUUAAACAAUGAUCUGCCUUCAGCGAUUAAAAAGUUGGAUUCUAACAAACAGCCUGACAAUGAAUUCCUUGCUCAGGUUUUGUGUGGUUUUCUGUUACUACUGUGUUAUGGUCACAUAAAUGUCUCACUUUUUUUGUGUUUAAGAACUUGGGAAAUUUUGACACUGCUUGUAGGUUUCCAUGGUUUCUAGGCUUAAACAUGAUAACUUUGUUCAACUUCUUGGCUACUGUGUUGAUGGGAAUUCACGGAUACUUUCUUAUGAAUUUGCCAAUAAUGGAUCUCUUCAUGAUAUUCUUCAUGGGAGAAAAGGUGUGAAAGGAGCACAGCCAGGUCCUGUCUUGUCGUGGUAUCAACGAGUCAAAAUUGCAGUUGGAGCUGCAAGAGGCCUUGAGUACUUGCAUGAAAAAGCUAAUCCUCACAUCAUUCACCGUGACAUUAAAUCCAGCAAUGUCCUCCUCUUUGAAGAUGAUGUUGCCAAAAUUGCUGACUUUGAUCUCUCUAAUCAAGCUCCUGAUAUGGCAGCUCGCCUUCAUUCCACCCGAGUUCUUGGGACUUUUGGUUACCAUGCCCCUGAAUAUGCAAUGACCGGGCAGUUAAAUGCCAAGAGUGAUGUCUACAGCUUUGGAGUUGUCUUACUCGAACUUCUUACAGGUCGAAAGCCUGUUGAUCAUAGACUACCCAGAGGCCAGCAAAGUUUAGUCACAUGGGCUACACCUAAACUGAGUGAAGACAAGGUUAAACAAUGCGUUGAUGCAAGACUCGGUGGCGAUUACCCUCCAAAAGCUGUUGCUAAGUUAGCCGCGGUUGCUGCGUUGUGUGUGCAAUAUGAAGCAGAUUUUAGGCCGAAUAUGAGUAUCGUUGUCAAAGCUCUUCAACCUUUGUUGAAUGCUCGAGCCGUAGCUCCAGGGGAAGGAGUACAUUAGCCACCUCUGUCUCGGCGUUUCUCUUCUUACCAGAAAAUUUGAUUUUUACAUAUACACGAUAUACCAGUCAAAACUUAAUUUAUGUGCAUAGAAAUCUCUGUAAUGUUUUUUAAAAAACUAUAUUUUUACAUUAAAUCCGUUACCCUUAUUAUUUGGACUCUUGUUUAAUUCACAAUUAACCAGAAUCAUACAAAUUAAAACAUUCUUUUACUUGAUUUUUCUCUGUUAGUAAAUUAUAGAUUAUAACUUAAAUGUAAAUAAAAAUUGUUGUCGUUGUUAAUUUGCUCAUUU